CACAGAAAGAGUGUCAACAUGGUGCGUUCUAGUGGCUUACUCACUAGCGUAAAGGAUCCAGUGGCACUGAAGAGCAUUGCUGUGACUCUGUCCAUCAAUGACUUUGUGGCUGGUGUGUCUGCAACCUUAAAUUAUGAGAAUGAGGAGAAAAUGCCCUUGGAAGCUUUCUUUGUGUUCCCCAUGGAUGAAGACUCUGCUGUCUACAGUUUUGAGGCCUUGGUGGAUGGGAAGAAAAUUGUGGCGGAAUUACAGGACAAGUACCAGGCCCACAAAAGGUAUGAAGAGGCCCUUGCUGGGGGAUAUCAGGCAUACUUAUUAGAAGAAGACAAGUGCUCCAGGGAUGUCUUCCGUUGCAAUGUGGGGAACCUGCAGCCAGGGUCAAAAGUGGCACUCACCCUGAAAUACGUGCAAGAACUUCCUCUGGAAGAUGACGGAGCCCUGCGUUAUGUGCUCCCAGCAAUCCUGAAUCCUAGAUAUCAUCUUUCUGAUCAAUCUAUGGACAGUUGCCUGGAUCUGAAGACCCCAAUAGUUCCUUUGGAGGACCUGCCCUACACACUCAGCAUGGUUGCCACCAUCAGCUCCCAACUUGGUAUCAGUACAAUCCAAUCUAACUGUGCCCUGAGUCCCAUUGACUACACUGAAGAGAACAGGACCUCUGCUCAGGUUUCCUUGGCUGAAGGACACAAGUUUGAUCGGGAUGUAGAACUCCUCAUUUUCUACAGGAAGGUGCACAGCCCCAGUGUAGCUGUGGAAAUGGGGAUGCCCGAAAGGGAAUCAGAUAGUUUAAUGGGAGCACCUUCUGCAAUGGUGAGUUUCUAUCCAGAUAUACCACAUGCAGAGACCUCAAAAAAAUGUGGAGAAUUUGUGUUCCUUAUGGACCGUUCAAGAAGUAUGAAGAGCCCCAUGAGUGGCCAGAACAGAUCUCAGCUGAGAAUAGAUGCUGCCAAGGAAACACUGAUUCUGCUACUGAAGAGUUUGCCUAUGGGCUGCUAUUUCAACAUUUAUGGAUUUGGAUCUACCCAUGAGGCAUUUUUCCCGAUUAGUGUUAAGUACACUCAGGAAACCAUGGAGAAAGCAGUGGAGAAAGUAAAGCAUAUGCAGGCCGAUCUAGGAGGGACAGAAAUUUUAACACCACUCCGCAGAGUCUUUAGGAGACCCCCCAUUCCAGGGCAUCCCUUACAGAUCUUUGUUUUCACAGAUGGAGAAGUUGCAGAAACUUUUAAUGUCAUCAGGGAAGUUAAGUUCCACAGCAAAAGGCACAGAUGUUUCACAUUUGGCAUUGGAGAAGGGGCUUCGACCAGCUUAAUAAAGAGCCUUGCCCGGGUGUCAGGGGGCACUGCAGAGUUUAUCACAGGCAACGACAGGAUGCAGUCCAAGGCUCUUAGGUCCCUAAGACGCUCUUUGCAGUAUGUAGUAGAGGAUAUCUCUCUGAGCUGGAAUUUGCCUCCUAAUCUGUUUGCACACAUGCUAUCCCCAGAGCAAACUGUUAUCUUUAGGGGCCAAAGGUUAAUCAUCUAUUCUCUACUGAUUGGACAGAUUCCGCAAGACGAGGCUACAGGUGAAGUGCGUCUCCAAUACACACUUCGUGGUAAAAGUUACGAGGAAAAGGUUACAUUUGCUCUACAACCCAAGCCUGAUGACAACCUCACUAUUCAUCGUCUUGCAGCAAAGUCCAUGAUCCAGGCCAAAGACUUUGGCUUCAGGGAGACAACACUGAUAUUUAAAAGAGAUGUGCUGGACAUCAGCCUAGAGUCUGGAGUCAUGAGCUCCUUCACAGCCUUUGUUGCCAUCAACAAGGAGCUCAACGAACCAGUUCAGGGCCCCCUGAUUCAAAGGGAGAUUCCAAGGCCAAUUCUCUUGGGUGGCUCUUCUACAAGGCCAAGUUCUUUUGAUGCUUUACCCAAAGUUUUACCUUGCUCCAGUGCCCCAGUGUCUCAGGCUCCAAGGAAUAUGCACACGAGUUACUGUGCAAUCAUGGCACGCAUGCCAGAGGGCAUACCCCAGGAGCGAUACUACAACCAGAGGGCGAAAUGCGUGAUUCACACAGAUUCUCCCCCUGUGCUUCCCAACAUACUCAAAUUGCACACUCAUGAAAAAGGGAGUAUGGAGCAUAGUGUUGCACAGCUGAUCCUUCUCCAAAAUGCAAAUGGUUCCUGGGACAUGAAUGAGGAUUUAGCCAAGGUUCUAGGUACUAGUUUGGAAGAUAUGAAGUCUGCACACCCUACUGAGGUACUGGAACCCUCAGCUUGGGCUACAAUGCUGGCUGUGAUCUGGCUGCAUGCUAAUGGCAAAGAGUUGAAGUGUGAAUGGGAACUUCUGGAAAGAAAGGCUGUGGUGUGGCUUCAUAACAAUGCAGUCCAUGGCUUCACCAUGCUUAUGCGUACUGCCAAUCAAUUCUUGAAGACAUCUGUGAGUGCCUCCAUCUUCACCAUAAAAGAAUAAUGCUCAGAAGAAGGAAGUCUUUUCUUUUUCUUAUUUUUUCAUGUCUUUUGCCAAGUCC
Messenger RNA from Phodopus roborovskii (desert hamster), 2500 nucleotides. Its product is annotated as von Willebrand factor A domain-containing protein 5A. The coding region runs from base 19 to 2442 and encodes 807 amino acids. NCBI's taxonomy places the organism in Eukaryota, Metazoa, Chordata, Mammalia, Rodentia, Cricetidae. The transcript is spliced from 18 exons. The record is from RefSeq and is a predicted model, not a curated record.